Molecule: messenger RNA, 1669 nt
Organism: Carcharodon carcharias (great white shark)
Lineage: Eukaryota; Metazoa; Chordata; Chondrichthyes; Lamniformes; Lamnidae
Exons: 4
Coding region: 141-368 (75 amino acids)
Source: RefSeq, a predicted model, not a curated record
CGACGACGAGGAGGAGGAGGGUGGUCUGCAGCCGACUGCGCUCGUCGUUAUUUCCUCCCCUCCCCACACACCACCCCCCCUCCCCCCGCCCCCCCGUAACUGCGAUCCGGGCGGGCCCGCCAGAUUUCCUGAGUUUCGUCAUGGCUCGUGGACAGCAGAAGAUACAAGCCCAGCAGAAGAAUGCCAAGAGGCAAGCUGAAAAGAAGAAGGGAGGAUCUGAUCAAAAAGCAGCAGCAAAAGCAGCACUUGUGCACACAUGUCCAGUCUGCAAGACACAGAUGCCAGAUCCUAAAACUUUCAAACAGCAUUUUGAGAGUAAACACCCUAAAUCUCCUUUGCCUCCUGAAUUGGUUGAUGUACAGGCAUAAAAAGAAAGCAAAACUUGGAUUUGGACUUGGAAUUCUGUUGACAUGAUGCACUGAACCUACUACACAAGGCCUGGAAAAGAUGAAGAAUGUUUGAUUCUUCAAACUUUUCACUUUCUACUUACUACUGAACUAUCAAUGUUUAUUCCUUUCGUGUUUUGGGGACAAGGGAACAUUGGAGUGAACAUUUUUUUUCAGACAUUACAAAGCUGCCAAUUCUUCAAGUGAGCUGGGUGAGAAUGUGGUACUGAUCUAGUGAUAGACAGUACUAACAUUUGUUUCUCUUCAUUCACUAUGUUUAAGCGCUGGCAUCAUUGUGAUACUUGUACUGUUGGAGACUAUUGCAAAACUAUGUGGAAGCAUAAAAUCUGUGGCUUAUACUUACAUUGGUUUUGCAGAAACCUCUAUCAGUGAAUGCUGUGUUGCUUUUACAAGUUUGGUUAGGUUAGUGUGCUGGCCUAUCACUAAUAAAAUAUCUUGACCUUGCUAAGCACAGGCCAGUCAUCCACAUUAGGAUAUGUAUCCAUUGUACAGCUUGUGUUCAGCACCUUCUUUGUAGAAGGGUUGUUGCAAUAUAUUAAAAACGUUGUUCCCCUGUUGCAAUCUUAACUUAAAUAAUAAUUGCGAUCAAACCAUGAAGGAUUCUGAAGAUGACAAUAGGGUCUUUCUCACUGGCCAAAAAGUGGAUGUUUCCAGAUGAUUGUAGAACAGUUUAAACUCAUAACCACUUCUCUCGUUUUAAAACCAUUCAUUUUAUGAAGAGUGCUUGAUUACCUGAAGAUAACAGAUUUCAUCUGAGCUCCAUGAUUUUUCUAUUGCAAAUCAUACUGUAGCAUCCCUAACAGUUUAAAAUACAUUAAUGUGGAGCAGACACGUGAAGAGACACUGUCUCUAAUGUGUAAAUGCUAAUAAGCGGAUGUGUCUGAGCUUUGCUGACUGUUUUCAAACUGUUGCUUUGUAGCUAACGAUUGUAGAGUUAACAUUGCAAAGCUGGCAGGUUGGUAGUAACAUGUCUAUUAACUAGUCUUGUUUUUUAUGUCUAAAACUCGUUAAAGGGGUUUCUCAAAUGUAGACGGAAGCUAAUUCCGAAAUUGACUUGAGAAAGUUCCUAUUCGAAACCACAGUAACUAGGAUUGCAAUAGCUUGUGUAUUUCACCUAGUUCUGCUCCUAAUCCUUUGGCCCUUUUUCAAGUCUCUUUGCUCUGUAGCAACUUUGCAUAAUCAUACACGUGCAGUAUUUUGUGAUUUAUCUGGAGCUCAUUGUAAUUUCUUUAAUAAAUAUCAGAAGCACAUUUUCUUGUAAA